Messenger RNA from Racocetra persica, 1041 nucleotides. Lineage: Eukaryota; Fungi; Glomeromycota; Glomeromycetes; Diversisporales; Gigasporaceae. The record is from the annotation of a GenBank genome assembly.
AUGGUUCCCCAACCUAUCGUUACUUCUGAUGAGAAAGAGCAAAUCAGGUUAUCUUCAUUAGAAUUACGAAUAACUGAAUUUGAAAAUACUUUCUUAAGAUCUGCUAAUGCUAGUUUAGAGAAACGAGUUGUAGAAUUGGAAAAUUCGUUAAAAGAAUCUACUAAAGAAUGUGUUAAAUUACGGGAAAUGAUUGCAAAUGGUCCGGUUCAUCGUAAAAAAUAUUUUGGAAAAAAUGGUUCUGGUGAACCAAAUUAUGUAAAACUCGUCGAAGAUAUGAAGUCAGAAGGUGUAAAGGCGGUCAACCUUAAAAUUCCUUCGGUAUCGAAUUUACCUAAAUUUCCUGCAAAACCAAGUCCUGCUAAUAAUAGUAGACCUGGAACUCCAAAAAAUCAAGUCCCCAUUGCUUCUUCACCAGCAAGAUCAAGGGCUUCAAGUGUAUCAAAUAAUACUUCAAGAUCAAGGGCUUCAAGUAUAUCAAAUAAUACUUCAAUUCCUUCUAGAUGUAAUACUCCUUCUAGUGGUAUAAAAAUACCUUCAACUGCUAUGAAUGCUUUGAAUGCUGUGAGUGCCGCAAAUGCUGCUGCUAGCAGUCCAAUAACAUCUACAAAGUCGCAAACUCCAUUAAAAGUUCAAAAUUUAUCAUCACCAAAUUCUCAUACUUCUUCUAGACCAACUACACCUUCUAAUCUUUCUAGACCAAUUACACCUUCUACUCUUUCUAUUGGUCAGAAUAAUUCUGUUAAUUCUGUAUCACAUUUAAAUUCAAAAAUGCCAUUACGAUCAAGAACUCCAAUUUGGCCAAGUUGUAGUAAUUCCUCAAGACCUAGCACUCCUAACAGUUCUAAUAUCAAUUCUAAUACUACAUCUGCUACAUCUGACGUUCUUAACACUCAUAAUAUCCCAAAUAUUUCUAUUACUCAAUCACCGUUGUGCAAUGAUAUUACUUCAAAUAUACCUGAUGUUAAUUCAUCGGUUCUUGCUGCUAAAUCUACUGGUAUCCCAAUGUACGCCCAAAUGACUCGUAAACAAGCAAUUGUUUAA